CUUAGUUAAUUAGUCUCUGUUGCUCUUACCUGUCCUUCUUCUUCCCCUUCCUCAGAUUUUCAUGGUUUCUCUCAACUCCAAAUGAUGAAGGAAAUAAGGUCCGCUUCGAACCCAUUUUUCCCUCAAAAACACAAAAACCAGGCCUUUCUCAAGUGCUUACUCUCAUUUUUCUUGGUGGGUCUCGCUAUUCGCCUUCUGUUGUCUGAUUCUUUCAGCUUAUUCUUAGUGGUAGAGACACCUCUUGCUCCGAAUAACGACAAAGCAGAGUCCCCUGUACUUUCUCCUCCUCCCCCUCAAGUUCCUGAUUCUGUUGAUUUUCCGGCAAACCAGAGCCAAACAUCCCAGAAAGUUUCAGAGAAAUGUGACAUUUUUGUGGGUGACUGGGUGCCGGACCCAUCUGGUCCAGUGUACACCAAUGAGACCUGCAUUGAGCUUGAAGAUCAUCAAAACUGUAUGAGAAACGGACGUCCUGACACAGGCUACCUGUACUGGAGGUGGAGUCCAAGGGACUGUGAAUUACCCAGAUUCAAUCCACAAAAAUUUCUUCAUCUCAUGAGGGAUAAAUCCUGGGCUUUUAUUGGCGAUUCCAUCUCUCGUAACCAUGUCCAGUCCCUACUUUGCAUACUCUCACAGGCGGAACCAGCUAUUGAGAUCUACCACGACGAGGAAUACAAAUCCAAAACAUGGAAGUUCCCCACUCACAACUUCACACUCUCAGUAAUAUGGGCCCCUUUCCUUGUAAAAUCAGCCAUCUUUGAGGACAUAAACGGAGUUUCCUCUUCAGAAAUACAGCUUUAUCUGGACAACCUCGACGACAAAUGGACCAACCGGUAUGAGGAUUUUGAUUAUGUUGUAAUUGCUGGUGGCAAAUGGUUUCUCAAGAGUGCAAUAUACCACGAGAAUGACACUGUCACUGGCUGCCAUUACUGCCCAGGAAAGAAUCUAACAGAGUUAGGAUUUGACUAUGCGUACCGGAAAGCAUUAAAACUGGUGUUUAACUUCAUCACAAACUCUCCCCACAAUGCUAAUGUUUUCUUCAGAACCACCACACCGGACCACUUUGAGAAUGGAGAAUGGUUUAGUGGAGGGUAUUGCAAUAGAACAGUGCCCUUCAAAGAGGGUCAGAUUGAUCCCGUAGAUGUAGAUUCCAUUAUGCGUGACAUUGAGCUAGAGGAAUUUGAGAAGGCCGCAUCCAUAGGAUUCAACCAUGGCGCAACUUUGAAACUUCUGGACACAACUUUUCUGUCACUCUUAAGACCGGACGGACACCCGGGGCCGUACCGGCAAUACCAGCCAUUUGCAAGGGAUAAGAAUGCUAAAGUUCAGAACGAUUGUUUGCAUUGGUGCUUGCCGGGACCGAUUGACUCAUGGAACGAUUUGGUAAUGGAAAUGCUUGUCAAAGGCAGAUAAUAUUGAAGCUCAACAAUGUGCUUGGGUCGGUGUGGCUUGUAGGAAGCACAGCUUUGAUAAUCUGCAGCUGACGCUACCUGCUACCUUGUAGUUUAUUGCAAAAUAUGACGAUUGGGGUUUGUGUUCAUCGGAGGAAAUGCAAGAAAGGUUUCGUUUUGGAGAAAAUAGGCCAUUCAUGCCUUUUGCUUUGCCUUGUUUGCAAACUGAAAUUUCAACCUGUAAUUUUAUGAAAUGGCAGCAUAAGAAAAUAACUGGCCUUAUGAGUUAUAGUAUAAUGCGCGGCAUUUUUUUUCUUCAA
This is a messenger RNA of Neltuma alba, 1708 nucleotides long. RefSeq names its product protein trichome birefringence-like 25. Gene Ontology annotation, cellular component: Golgi apparatus. Bases 82 to 1410 code for a protein of 442 amino acids. Gene Ontology annotation, molecular function: O-acetyltransferase activity. The transcript is spliced from 3 exons. NCBI's taxonomy places the organism in Eukaryota, Viridiplantae, Streptophyta, Magnoliopsida, Fabales, Fabaceae. The record is from RefSeq and is a predicted model, not a curated record.